AUUUUCCAAUCAAAGCAAUGAAAAACUGGAAAGAGGGCAGCAAGCAGGGCGAGCUGCGAAGCAUGCAUGUCAUCCCUGCUUGAAGCAUGCAAAAAAAGGCUAUUGACCGAUCCAUGUCGUCCAGGAGUGCAAGCAAACCAACAACACCGGCCCCGGAAACAGAUGCUUCCAAGCAACCGUUUCAUGCAAUUACUCGCAUGUCCACAAGAUGCAUGCGCAGCUAUGCAGAUAGCAUUAUAGCAAGCACACGUACGCCUAUAAAUCAUGUAUAAAUCUACAAAAGCCAAGAGCACCGAUCGAGGAGAAGCAUUGCAAUUUGCAACUGGUCACAGAACACAAGAAACAGCUAUCUAGCUAGCUAGAGCAACUAGAGCAACUAGGAGACGAAGGCAGCAAAGGCAUAGAUCGAUGGCGGCGCCGAGGAGCGUGAGCGUGGCGGACCGUGCGUUGCGCGGGUUGGCGGACCUGAUCAAGCUGCUCCCCAGCGGCACGGUGUUCCUGUUCCAGUUCCUGACCCCGCUCGUCACCAACAACGGCCACUGCGCGACCUUCAACAAGGUGCUCAGCGGCGCGCUCAUCGCGCUCUGCGGCGCGUUCUGCGCCUUCUCCUCCUUCACCGACAGCUACGUGGGCGCCGACGGCCGGGUCUACUACGGCGUCGUCACGCAGCGCGGCCUGCGCACGUUCUCCGCCGACCCGGACGAGGCCUCCAAGGACCUGUCGGCGUACCGCCUCCGCGCCGGCGACUUCGUCCACGCGGGGCUGUCGCUGCUGGUGUUCGCCACCAUCGCGCUCCUGGACACGGACACCGUGUCGUGCUUGUACCCAGCGCUGGAGGUGAGCGAGCGCACCAUGAUGGCCGUGCUGCCGCCGGUCGUCGGCGGCGUCGCGGGGUACGUGUUCAUGGUGUUCCCGAACAACCGGCACGGCAUCGGGUACCAGCCCACGCGCGCUGCCGAGGACUUGGAGCAUAAGUACUAGCCCGCAGACCGAGCUAGCUGCCGCUUGAUUUGGAUAAUGUUUGUUUGGUUGAACAAGUUGGAUGCUAUAAGAUUGUCUUGAAUGGAUAAGAUGAUUCUAAAUAAGAUAAUAUAAAUAGAUUAUUAUGUUAGAU
Phragmites australis (common reed) is the source of this 1114-nucleotide messenger RNA. Its product is annotated as protein DMP2-like. Lineage: Eukaryota; Viridiplantae; Streptophyta; Magnoliopsida; Poales; Poaceae. The record is from RefSeq and is a predicted model, not a curated record. The transcript has a single exon. Gene Ontology annotation, biological process: endomembrane system organization. The coding region runs from base 409 to 981 and encodes 190 amino acids.